GAUACAACAAUUGAUUGUCUGUACCUGAACAACAAACAUCUCCACAAAAGUGUUCGGAGAACGAGGUUCAACUCAGCACAAUACAGCACAACUCAAAGUAAGGGGAGAAAGAAGGAAGAAAGCAAUCGCGCUGUUUUGCAUAAGAUUGCUCUGUGAAUAAUGUUGUAUUCCGCUGUACGAAUGAACAAGCCAAACUUUUUAUUGACCUGUAAAUCAUUCACCGUAUCUUUCCUGCAGCAAGGUCGUACAGUCGGUUCUUCUUCGGCCUCGGCAAAAGCAAAACGAGACUUGUCGUCGAUUCUACCUCGGUCGGUCCCAAAAGCGACAGCCACUAUCAAAAAUAGAAUCCUGUUCACAAACCGAAACAAUAAGAACAUUGUGAAGAGAACCAUGAGCAGCAGCGGCGGCGGCGAUUUUCGGGCAUGGAGGGUUGAAGAAACCGAAGAUGGAGGGUUUGUUGGCAGCGAGCAGAUUCUAAGCCAUUGCGCCGACGAUAUCGACGAAAACAAAGGAAAGCGUGUUUUGAUCAAGGUGACCCAUUCGUCGCUGAACUACAAGGACGCACUCAGUGCUUCCGGGAACAAGGGAGUAACCCGCAAGUUUCCUCACACGCCCGGGAUAGAUGCGGCCGGGACCAUUGUUGGAGACCCCAACAGCAACUACAACGCUUCCGCAUUGGUGACCGGCUACGUACGUACAACUACAGCGAGCUUAUAUGAAAGGAAACGGAACUGACGCUCUGUACUAUGUUUAUCUCUUUCAGAGAAACAGAGUUGUAUGGACAAUAACGGGAAAACUAGCGGAAUCAUACGGAAGUUCUGACAGUAUCACUGGAAAAACUCAUCACAUUGUUUUUGUUUUGUUGGGCUUUGAUCUGUGCUCAUAAUAUUGAUGCCCUCUCUAUUGGGUUACGUGUGUACCAUCUCUGAAUCAUCUCCUGCGAUUUACAUUGCUUGGAUUCGUUCGUUGCCCGCUACGCAUAUUUACUUAUGCUACUUUGUUCUUCGUUGAUCGACUCGAUCAGGACCUUGGCAUGAACACUGAUGGAGGAUUUGGUGAGUUCAUUCGAGUACCUCCUGAGUGGAUCGUGACACCAAAUCCCUUUGCCUCGGGCGACGAAACCGACCACGAGGCAGCUGCGAAGACAUCUAUGGUGUACGGGACGGCCGGGCUGACGGCCGGCCUCAGUGUCCAAAAACUGCUGGCGACCGGAAAGGCCGAUCCCUCGGACGGAAAGGUGCUGGUGACGGGGGCGACUGGGGGGGUCGGAUCGAUCGCCGUCGAGAUCCUGGCCAAGAUUGGUUUCGACGUUGUUGCACUCACCGGGAAGAGGGAAGAAACUGACAAGUUGAUGGAACUGGGGGCGAGCGAAGUGGUGGUGAGUGGUGCGAAAUAAACGAGAAUUACAAUACGAUACGACCCAAUCUGGUGCAAUGCAAUUGGUAUUCAGAGAUCCUUUAUGUAGUAGUUCACUUCUACAUACAGUUUSGCAGUUGGCGUCUAUUGACACAUUUUGUUGCUGUUCUCUUCUCUCUUUUCAUCGAAAUCUGGCACUUCAUUUUCCGUUUCGAACGAAAUCGAAUUUUCUCUUCACGAACUACUCAUGCAAUAAACAACUCACGAAUCGCAGGGUCGAGAGGCUCUUGAACCGACCAAAAAACCCAUGCUCCGACCGCUAUACGCCCACGCUAUCGACACGGUCGGUGGGAGCCCGCUGGCCGAAAUUCUCAAGCAAAUCAAGCACGGUGGGAGUGUCACAGCGUGUGGCAACGUCGCCGGGAUGGCGUUGGAAACCAAUGUCUUGCCCUUCAUUCUGAGGGGCGUCCAGCUUCUUGGCGUCGAUUCGGUCGAGAUUUCUCUCGAGGAAAAACAGAGUGUCUGGGAAAAGCUCUCCGGCGAAUGGAGGUGUUUCAAGUCCGAAGCCUUCGCGAAGGAGAUCGGACGAGACGGGUUGGAUGAGUCAUUGAAAUGCAUGCUUGAAGGAAAUGCGUCUGGAAAGGUUGUUCUGGUCCACCGAUUGACAGCCGAUAGCAGCACAAGCCACAGCAAGCUGUAAAACAUGCAUGCGUUGAAGGACACUUUUUGUACGAUAAGAUACGUAAGACGGUGAUAAGAAAGGUGCCAAAGCAGACGCCAUUCAAACGCGAAACCUUGAAUUGGAUUGUUCAUUUCGUUUGAUUCAAUACUUCGUAUGUUUAAAUAGAUAUUCUGAUAAUUU
Molecule: messenger RNA, 2218 nt
Organism: Pseudo-nitzschia multistriata
Lineage: Eukaryota; Bacillariophyta; Bacillariophyceae; Bacillariales; Bacillariaceae
Source: the annotation of a GenBank genome assembly